Bipolaris maydis ATCC 48331 is the source of this 1070-nucleotide messenger RNA. RefSeq lists its product as uncharacterized. Gene Ontology annotation, molecular function: oxidoreductase activity, acting on the CH-OH group of donors, NAD or NADP as acceptor. Lineage: Eukaryota; Fungi; Ascomycota; Dothideomycetes; Pleosporales; Pleosporaceae. The record is from RefSeq and is a predicted model, not a curated record.
AUGGCCUUUCUGGACAAUCCAGCAGUGGCUCCAGGCUCCACCAUCCUCGUAACUGGGGCUAAUGGCUUCAUUGGCGCCCACGUUGCAGACCAACUACUCUACCAAGGAUACAAGGUGCGAGGCACCGUCCGAGAUGCUGUUAAGCAUCAAUGGCUAGCACAGCUGUUCUCUCAAAAGUAUGGUCCUGACAAGUUCGAACUUGUCACCGUCAAGGACAUGGGAGAGCCAGGCGCAUUUGACACUGCAGUCUCAGGUGUUUCUGCCAUUGCUCAUGUUGCCUCGGUGAGGAGUAUGGAUGUCACGCCCGACGAGCUGCUUCAAAAUACCGUUGCGGGAAUGCUGGCUUGUUUGGAGGCUGCUGCCAAGGAGCCAAGUGUACGGCGAAUUGUACUAACCUCCUCUUCCGCUGCGGUCCGUUCCAUCCAAGCUUACCGCACUACGGAUAUGGUGUCAUCGGAUGAAUAUGACAACCAAACUCUAAAACUAGCCAGGAACAUGCCUGAAGAUUUCAUGCCCAUGCAGAAAUUAGUAACAGCUUACUUUGCAUCCAAAGUUGCGACCGAACAAGCCUUCUGGAACUGGAUGCAAAAUAACAAGCCGCACUUUACUGCAAACACAGUGCUACCAUGCACCGUUUACGGUAGUCCGCUCGAUGUGGCCCACCAGGGCUUUCCGUCUACAUCGAAAAUCCCGCUCCAGGUUUUGGACAACGAGGCUGUCCCCGUUAAGCAUGUGCAACGUUUCUACUACGUGCAUGUCCAAGAUGUUGCUCGUCUUCACGUUGCCGCCCUGAUCCAUCCGGACAUCGCCGAUGAGCGUAUUUUUGCGUACGCGUCUCCCUACUCCUUCAACGACUUCUUUGACAUCUUUGUGAAAUUCGUCCGAAACUACAAGCCCCCAGAGAAGAUUCCGGAUAUCGACUUCCCACUCGCUGAGAUCGGCCCGCGGCGGAGGGCGGAAGCGCUGUUGAAGGAUCUUGGCAGUCCUGGGUUUGUGGGGCUGGAGGAGACCAUAGUUGAAAGCGUGCAGACUCGCAUCAAUGCAUGUGCGUAGUCUACUGGGCAGAUUCU